AUGAGCUCCACCCUCGCCAACCAACCUCUCUCCAAACUCCUCUCCUCCCUCCGCCUCUCCACAACCACCUCCUCCACCUUUCUCGGCCCCCAAACCUCCCUCGCCCUCCGCCGCUCCCACCAAACCACCGCCCGCACGAAGCGCGCCCUCCGCAUCCGCCCACAUCCCUCCCACGUCCUCCGAACCGCCGACGCCCCCGCCACCGCCACCACCACCACCACCAGCUCUUCUUCUUCCUCCUCCGGCUCCUCCUCGGCCCUCGACGAAGUCCUCCUCUUCCACGGCACCGACGGCUCGUCUUCCUCCGCCUACGUCCCGCCCGCCCUCCGCCCCGUCGCCGAGAAAAAGUACCACCUCUCCAAGGACGACGUCACCGAGAUUCGCCGCCGCCGCUGGGAGGAUCCCGAAACCGCCACCAUCCGCAACCUCGCCAAGGAGUUUGACUGCUCCAUGAAGUUUGUCCAGAUCGCCACCCAGGUCCCCGAGUCCUACAAGGAGAAGCUCGCCGACGGCACCCGCCGCAUGAAGGCGACUUGGGGUCCCAGGAAGCUCAAGGCCAGGGAGGACAGGAAGGUCCGGAAGCAGAUGCUCUUCCACGGCGAAUUAUAA
This is a messenger RNA of Parascedosporium putredinis, 609 nucleotides long. NCBI's taxonomy places the organism in Eukaryota, Fungi, Ascomycota, Sordariomycetes, Microascales, Microascaceae. The record is from the annotation of a GenBank genome assembly.